AUGGAGGCAUUGAAGGAGAACAUCUCCUCACACACAUAUUUCUUUCUGGAUGGAUUUGGUGAACUUGGAGCAUUGAGGCCUUUCCUCUUCAUCCCGUUCUCCUUCAUGUUUGCUGUGUCACUGUUUGCCAACUUCCUGCUGCUGUACGUCAUCAUUUCACAGAAAAGCCUCCACUCACCGAUGUACAUCCUCAUUGCUGCUAUGUCGUGCAUUGACCUGAGCCUGCCUCUGUUCUUUCUUCCCCACAUGCUGCUGAGCUUCCUGUUUGAUUGGAGAGGAAUCUCUUUGACCGGCUGCCUUGUUCAGAUGUAUUUUGUUCAUUUGUUAGGAGCCUUUCAGUGCAGUCUGCUGCUGUGGAUGGCUCUGGAUCGUUACUUUGCCAUCUGCACCCCUCUCUACUAUCACAAACAAAUGGCUUUACCAAGAUUUCUCAAAUUUGUCAUCCCACUUUUCAUCAGAAAUCUGAUCACUGUCUUGGUGGUGGUGAUUCUGGCUGGAAAGGUAUCGUUCUGUUCCAGAAAUGUGAUAAACCAUUGUUUCUGUGAGCACAUGGCCUUGGUGGAGCUGGCCUGUGGAAGCACCACCAUCAAUAGUGUGGUUGCUUUGAUUUUAGUGUUCUUAGUCCCUGUGACUGACUUCUUCCUCAUCACUGCCUCUUACAUUGUUAUAUUCAGUUCUGUGCUGAGUUCAGGAAAAUCAAGAGCCAAAGCUCUUCACACCUGUGUGACCCACAUCGUGGUCAUGACUGUUAGUCUGAUCAUCGUACUCACAGCUUUCCUGUCAUAUCGAAUAAGAAACAACCUCCCUGCAGGCGUUAGGAUUUUCUUCAGCAUAAUGUACCUGUUCUUUCCAAGUUGUUUCAACCCGAUCAUCUACGGCAUCAGAACCGCAGAAAUCCGAAAGCACAUCCUGAAGUUCCUUAACAACAAAAAUAUAUUCCACAUUAUCAAAUGA
Archocentrus centrarchus (flier cichlid) is the source of this 954-nucleotide messenger RNA. Its product is annotated as olfactory receptor 52N2-like. The transcript is spliced from 2 exons. Bases 1 to 954 code for a protein of 317 amino acids. The record is from RefSeq and is a predicted model, not a curated record. Lineage: Eukaryota; Metazoa; Chordata; Actinopteri; Cichliformes; Cichlidae. Gene Ontology annotation, biological process: G protein-coupled receptor signaling pathway. Gene Ontology annotation, molecular function: G protein-coupled receptor activity; olfactory receptor activity. Gene Ontology annotation, cellular component: plasma membrane.